Nothoprocta perdicaria is the source of this 915-nucleotide messenger RNA. It is a transcript of the gene PSPH, whose product is annotated as phosphoserine phosphatase. NCBI's taxonomy places the organism in Eukaryota, Metazoa, Chordata, Aves, Tinamiformes, Tinamidae. Gene Ontology annotation, molecular function: L-phosphoserine phosphatase activity; magnesium ion binding. The transcript has 5 exons. The record is from RefSeq and is a predicted model, not a curated record. Gene Ontology annotation, cellular component: cytoplasm. Gene Ontology annotation, biological process: dephosphorylation; L-serine biosynthetic process. The coding region runs from base 101 to 862 and encodes 253 amino acids.
GCGCCUGAGCCAGACCUCCACCACGGCCAAGCGGCCUCGAUAAAAGCUAGCUCGUGCGCUGAGCUCGGCCUUUCCUGCAAGGACCACAUCAGCCACUCCAAUGGCUCAGGACGGAGUGCAGUGCUGUGACUCACAGAAAGACUUUAUUUUAUCCUCUUACAGUAAAAAGGUUCCUAAAAGGAUGGCGUCUCUCUUGGAGCUGAAGGAAAUCUUCCGCAACGCCGACGCGGUGUGCUUUGAUGUGGACAGUACCGUCAUCAGGGAAGAAGGCAUCGACGAGCUUGCAAAGUUCUGCGGAGUUGGAGACGCCGUGGCAGAGAUGACCCGCAGAGCUAUGGGUGGCACUGUGACAUUCAAGGCAGCUCUAACAGCACGGCUAGGUCUCAUACGUCCUUCUUACGAGCAAGUGCAAAAAUUAAUAUCUGACCAUCCACCUCAGCUAACACCAGGAAUAAGGGAGUUGGUGAACAGGCUUCAUCAGCGAGGGGUCCAAGUCUUCCUGGUCUCCGGGGGAUUUCAGAGCAUCGUGGAGCACGUGGCCUUGCAGCUAAACAUUCCAACUGCAAACGUCUUCGCCAACAGGCUGAAGUUCUACUUUAAUGGAGAGUACGCAGGGUUUGAUGAGACACAACCAACUGCAGAAUCAGGUGGGAAAGGAAAAGUUAUUACUCAUCUGAAGGAACAGUUCCACUUUAAAAAUGUAGUUAUGAUCGGAGAUGGAGCUACGGACAUGGAAGCCUGUCCACCUGCUGAUUGCUUCAUUGGAUUUGGAGGGAAUGUAAUCAGGAAGCAAGUAAAGGAGAAAGCUAAAUGGUACAUUACUCACUUUGAUGAACUACUAAAGGAACUGGAAGAACGAUAAAUUAUACCGUAAAGUAAUAUAUUUAACAACUAUAAAUACAAUUCAAUUAAACA